AUGUCGGCCUCGUCGCGCAGCCAGAGCUCCUCCCCCGAUAUCCUGGGUCCUCCAGGCGAUGCCCAAUACUUGAUCUCAUCGCCGAUUAAACCCUUCGCGGGGCGCCAAAGCUGGAUGUCUCCUAUGAUAGCGAAAUCACGAACUCCGGCCAAGCGACCGCGACCGCGUGUCAGCCUCAGUCCCGCGAAAAGCGCGCAUUCGAUUCAAUUCAACGAUGUCAUACUCCCCGGGUCGCCGACAAUGAAGUUCAAUGGUGGUCGACAGAGGUCGCUCUCUCCGGAGAAGCUUCAGGAGGGAAAUGUCAGCCCAUGGCGCAUCCGACUCACGCUCGAAGCGACACAAGAUGAAGAUGACGAGAACUGGGGUAGCCCGUCGCGCAAACGAUUAAAACCCUCAACCACGACAACCAUGAUACCAUUGAAGGAUGAGAGGAGUCCAUUGAAGGAGAAGACGCCCUUAAAGCGGCGAGGGCGUCCACGAAAGUCUGACAUAAAUCUGUCCCCGUUUCUCGCGGGCGCUGGGCAGACCCCUCGCCCUGGACAUACACCUGGACCGGGUCAUACGCCUGGGCCAGGGCAUACUCCCGGGCCGGGGCAUACUCCUGGGCCGGGGCACACUCCUGGGCCGGGCCAUACUCCUGGGCUACGAGUUGGUGACUCUCAACCACGCAAAAGAGGCCGACCACGGGGCACGCCCAAACCCAAACCACAGGAUCUCGAACUGCUGGAUGAGCAACCAACGCCGACUGUUGAAUAUGACCAUCCCUUUAGUCCGAUGGAUAUCAUUCCCAAUAGUGAAACCCGUCAAGCCCAGCUAUUCAGUCCAAUGGACACCAUGGCCAAUGAAGCUGGUCUAGGCCAACAUGAAUACAGUCCGAUGGAUACUAUAGCUAGUGAAGCUAGUCCGGGCCACCAGCGAUCCAGUCCGACAGAUUCUUUCGCUGGGAGUAAUGCACACGCCAGUCCCUUGAACCUCGUAGGGGAUGCGGACUCCGAAGAUGAGUCUUGGGGGAACUCAGACAUGUCAAUUGCAGAGCUUCCUGACCCAACAGAGCCCAUCACAGAAGAUCUGGGCAAUAUUCGCCGUGAGUACGGCCGAACGAACUUGGAGACGCCUGUUAUCGGAGCUACGGAACAUCACUUUUUGGAUGAUGAAAACAUCCACUCUACCCCUUCUAAAAUGCCAUCACCUACACGCGAGCGAGCAAUCUUGUCAUCGAGAGCUUCUUCUCACCAUACCGCUAGCCCACAAUCGCGCACAUAUCCGACUCCGACCCCCACGUCUUCCCUGGCCGAUGAAGAAAAUCAAACCCGACAAGCCGACGUGGAUCAUCCCCCAAGGACAGAGACCCAUCAUGCUGAAACUGAUCCCGUUGAAGAUCCCGCGGACGAGUACGACGAAUUCGACACUAUCAUGGAAAGUGAAGGAUUCACUAUGAUUUCCCUUGAUACGCUCCCAUCAGCCAAGCAGCAUGGAUUCGGCUCCAGCGCUAUGACGAACGGCGGUCCCAAACCAAAGGAAGUCGGAGAACGGCUGAGACGCAAACUUCCCGGGACGAUUGAAGACCUCCGAGGUGAUUCUCGUGCUCAAAAGUCAUCCAGUCCAGUCACUACGGCCCUAGGUCCUGGGUUAUACGAAGAUCCUAGCACGCAUAUUCCAGAAAGCCACACUGUACAUGCGACUGAGCGGCAGUCUGUUAACUAUGUGGAUGAGAUUGCCUACCCUGAACUCCCUGCCGCAUCGUCUCCUGCUAAACCAACAAUCGCUCCGAAGAAGAGGACAUUGACCAGCUUAGCUAAGCUUGUUCGUCUUAGCUUAGCCCUGCAAGGUCCCUUUAGGCCCCAAGGCGAUGAGUGGUCAGGUAAGAGUAAUGCUCGUCACAAAAGACGUCGGUUGGAGGAUGUUUUCAGCACAUUCAACGCUGAAACGCAGCGAGAACUCCGAGCUGCUAUGGGGCUAGGGCAGGAGCUUGCUCUGCGUCGAAUGCUCGCCGAGGAAGAUGAUGCUGCGGCUAUAGCAGCAGAUCAUGCGGCGUCUCGUCUCGAGGAGGAACGUCUCGAAGAGGAAGAGGAAGAACGCCACUAUAACGAUUUCAAUGAGGAAGAAUCAGAAGAGCAGGAGCAUGAUCAACCCUUUGAAGACGAAAUCGAGACGCGGGAAGGAUACACCCAACCGUCACAUUCCAAGCACAAUACCUCCUUGCAACAAAGCCCAAUGUCCCACCAGAAGGCACAGCGGGAGGCACAAUGGCAGCUUGAACGAGAAGCAGUCAGCCGCCAGGCUCAAAUGGCUUCGAACUCACGGUCGGUCGUUUAUAUUGAUAGCGAUGAAAACGCGGCGGAAGAUGACGGGGAUAUCGGACUUGAAUAUGAACAAAGAUUUGAAUCUGAGACCGGAAAUGGGUUUGAUGAAGAGCCCAAUCAUUCUGCGCCUGGACCCGUACCAGAACGAGCGCCAUAUGUGCCCCGAGAUGUUGAACCCGAGCCCGAGCCCUUAGAAGAUGAGGAUGAUGGUUAUGAUGACAUUUGGCAACUCGAAGCCAACGACCACAGCCAUAUUUCACAACAUUCCGAGGAUGAUGAUGAUGUUCAGUCUCAUCCGCAGCCGCUUGCACAUCCUUUGGGCAACCUUGCUCCAAUUUCCGCCGGUCAAGGUCAAGACUACCUCAGCUCAUCUCCUUACGCUACUUCAGAGCAUGAUUAUGUAGCGCGCUUCGGGCCGUCCAAAGUUCGCGAGCUCCGUGAACAAAAGGUCGAUUUGUCUGCUUUGCUUGCAGAAGAGGAUACACCAAACCGCGCACGGUAUUACAAUGGAACGAGUACGCCUCGUAGUUUACUCGUCCGCCCAUCAGGAACACAGAAUUCACCAAUCAAGAACUCUGUCAUGAAGGACCCGGUAUCGCGCACCCCAGCGCGUAUUCGUUUACAACCUCUCUCCCAGUCCAGCCCCGAUAAUCCCAACCCAAGGGUUCCCAGUCCGCAAAUCGCGUUCCUCGAUGAGAAGAAAUCUCCGGAGGCUGUACAAAGAAGCCCGCCUACGCAAGAGCCAUUGGAAGAAGACUAUGACAUUAGCAGCGUUUUCAAUGCUGCUCCCAGUCAAUCGGAACCUGCCAACGUGGAUUCUGCCUUCACCCCACAACCUCGUCAGCGCAAUAGGGAGGAACCAGGUUCAUCCUGGUUCAGUAAAAUCACCAGUUUCACCCCGCAAUGGCUGAAAGCCCCCGCUCGUGGCCGAAGCUCAAGUGUAAGUACUAUUCCGGAGGAAGCCUCUGACUUUGAGGAUGAAGAGGAAAUGGCCAGCAUUGAAUCUGCGAAGGAGCUUGACGGACAUCUCCAGGAUGAACCGCUCUCAAAGCAAGCGAGCCAAUCACCCGCGGGUCAUUGGAGACAGCCAUCACCACCUCAGUCCCCCCAGAUACGGCAAGAUCCUCUUCCCACAAUGGAAGAAGAGGAUGACCCGAUACAUGAGAGAAGUGUUUCUCGAGACCUCUUGGAAGAAGAGGAGGUACCGAUUUCUGAGCGGAGUGUCUCGCAAGAUCUCUUGGAGAAUGAAGAUGCAGAGCCAGUGAACCACCAGGAUGGGGCAUCUCCAGGGCCACGACCACUUGCUAUUUUCGGAUACUUUUCCGAUGAGCAUUACGCCGUGCUUCGUCGUAUCUACCGAGUUGCCAAGCGAUACCCCGAGCACUUCGAAUACUACGAUGCCCCGGGGCGGGCUGCCAUUAUCGGUGAUUGGAUAUGGACCUCCGAUGGUCAUCACGGGGUGCCCAUCACCGAGAUUCAAUUUGCCAUCAUCGAUCGCUUUGCCCAGGAACUUGCUCGGGCUGAUAUCCAAUAUGGUGGCAGCGGCCAGAUCGAUUGGACGGAAGCCGAUCUGCAUCGGAGACUCAUUAGCAUCAUUAUUGGCGAGCAGAUCCGAGAGGAAAGAAAGGCCAAGGCCAACCGGGGUACUUCAGUGGAUACAUGGCGAUGA
Messenger RNA from Penicillium samsonianum, 3972 nucleotides. RefSeq names its product putative AT DNA binding protein. The record is from RefSeq and is a predicted model, not a curated record. The transcript has a single exon. Lineage: Eukaryota; Fungi; Ascomycota; Eurotiomycetes; Eurotiales; Aspergillaceae. Bases 1 to 3972 code for a protein of 1323 amino acids.